Molecule: messenger RNA, 1722 nt
Organism: Sinocyclocheilus grahami
Lineage: Eukaryota; Metazoa; Chordata; Actinopteri; Cypriniformes; Cyprinidae
Gene: chrnd
Product: cholinergic receptor, nicotinic, delta (muscle)
Exons: 11
Coding region: 280-1722 (480 amino acids)
Biological process (GO): monoatomic ion transmembrane transport
Cellular component (GO): postsynaptic membrane
Molecular function (GO): acetylcholine-gated monoatomic cation-selective channel activity; transmembrane signaling receptor activity
Source: RefSeq, a predicted model, not a curated record
GUUUGGGUCGACUUUUUGGUUGAGAUAAGAACGAGUGUUGGGAAAAGGACAUAUAUAUUUCUUGACCACUUUACUCACUCAUUUUGGGCCCUUAAAUAUUGUUGAGCACCCCCUACAGUCUCUUUAGUGCAGGUAGUCAACAUUAGACAAUAUGUGUGUGCUUUUUUCCUCUCUGGAUUGAUUCCACACCUGUCUGUGUCAGUCAAGGGAAAAGCUGUUCAGAAAAGCCCUGGAUGGGCACGACAGAAACAGUGAUAGGAAGUCAUACAACGGCAUAACAUGAUGAGAAGCUUUCUUCAUCUGUUGACGGUGUCCUUGAUUUGCUUCUUUCUCCAAGAAUGUUGGGGCCGGAAUGAAGAGGAACGCCUCAUCAACUAUCUUUUCAAGGAGCGUGGCUACAACAAAGAGCUUCGUCCGGUCCAAAAUAAAGAUGAUACUGUAGAUAUUUAUCUGGCACUGACACUUUCUAAUCUGAUUUCCUUGAAAGAAGUUGAUGAAACAUUACUAACAAAUGUGUGGAUGGAGCAUGGCUGGACUGAUUAUAGACUUGAGUGGAAUGAAACAGAGUUUGAUAACAUUCCUGUUCUGCGCCUGCCGCCAAGUAUGGUGUGGUUACCAGAGAUUGUUCUUGAAAACAACAAUGAUGCCCAGUUCCAGGUGGCCUAUUACUGCAACGUAUUGAUCUAUCGCAGUGGAUAUGUGUACUGGUUGCCUCCAGCUAUAUUUAGAAGCUCCUGCUCUAUAAACGUCAACUACUUCCCUUUUGAUUGGCAGAACUGCUCACUAAAGUUUAGCUCAUUAACUUACAAUGCCAAAGAGAUUAGCUUACAUCUGAAAGAGUUGCAGGACAAGGAUGAAAAGUCCUACAAGGUGGAAUGGAUCGUUAUUGAUCCUGAGGGAUUCACAGAAAAUGGCGAGUGGGAAAUUGUUCACAAGCCUGCCAGGAAAAACAUUUAUAAAAACAUCCCAAUGGAAAGCAACAAGCACCAGGAUAUCACCUUUUACCUCAUCAUUAGACGUAAACCUCUGUUCUACGUUGUCAACAUCAUCAUUCCCUGCGUGCUCAUCUCUUUCCUGGCCUCUCUCGUCUACUACCUGCCUGCAGACAGUGGUGAGAAGAUGACAUUGUCCAUCUCUGUGCUGCUGGCUCUGUCUGUGUUUCUGUUGCUAAUUUCACAGCGUCUGCCUGAGACGUCUAUGGCAGUUCCCUUAAUUGUGAAGUAUCUGAUGUUUAUCAUGGUACUGGUCACUGUGGUGGUGCUGAAUUGCGUAAUUGUGCUCAACUUGCAUUUUCGGACCCCCAGCACCCAUGUCAUGACCAAAUGGACCAAAGAGUUCUUUUUGGAGCGACUGCCUCGUCUACUCCGCAUGUCCCGUCCAUCCGAUGACAAACCCAGCCUGGAGGGGGCGCUGCCGCGGCGUUCCAGCUCAGUGGGGUACAUCGCCCAGGCCGAGGAGUACUAUAGUGUUAAAUCACGCAGCGAACUGAUGUUUGAGAAGCAGUCUGAGAGGCAUGGCAUGGCUGCUCGCCCCACUCCCAAAGCUACGUACACAUCCAGUAAUGACUCAGAGGUGUCAGAACAGCUGUACAACGAGAUGAAGCCAGCUGUGGAAGGAGCCAAUUACAUCGUUAAGCACAUGCACGACAAAAAUGACUAUAAUGAGGUAAGAAGACAAUUAAAUCUAACGUUGCAGGAGAUGGUUAGAUAUAUAUGUAGAUAG